GUCGGGGUCGCCCACGGCCUCGGCCUCUCACAGCUGCCCGGCCGAGGGGGCAGGACCUCGGUCCCAAGCCCAAGAGGAAACCUCUGAGGAGAAUCCCAUUUGGCGAUAGCCCCACUACCGUGUGUCAGAUGAAGGCUGUGGAGGGUGACCUGGCGCCAUGGCGUCCCAGGACUGGAUUACGAAUUAGCUCACCUGUCGUCGUGUCAGUGACUGAGAUUCGGGCCUCCUCCAGCAGCCGGCCUAACCUGCUGGUCCCGUGGCGUCUCUCCCACAUUUUCUGACGCUCCUGGCUGCAGACCUUCCCGCUCCUCUGCUGGCUGUGCACAAGAUGAAGAAAGUGAGAACCAGAGAGGAGAUCCCUGGGGAUCCCAGUGACCUCCAGCAGGUGUCAUGGUGGCGUUGAUGAAUGUGCAUUAUGGUUAGUGGAGGCCACAAUGCAAGGGCCCUCUGGCUUCCCCAGGGAGGCGGAUAUCCUAGACGGGUACAGGUUCCUGGGCUUCAUUGGCCAUGGCAGCUUCAGCGAGGUGAGGCUUGCUUGCCACCUGGGCACAGGGACCGAAGUGGCUGUGAAGAUUGUCCGUAGAGACCCGGGGGACACCUCCAGCUUGCAGAGACUGCUGGCCGAAGUGGAUAUCAUGAAGGACAUGUGCCACCCCAACAUCCUGCAGCUGCUGGAGGUGAGGCACUCGGCGGCCUGCUCGUACCUAGUACUGGAGUAUGCAAGCAGGGGGGAGCUCCGGCGCUACGUGGCGGAGCGCGGCCACCUGUGGGAGGAGGAGGCCUGUUUCCUGUUCUGCCAGACCCUGUCGGCCGUGCACUACUGCCACCGGCACAGUGUGGUGCACAGGGACCUGAAGCUGGGCAACCUGCUGCUGGAUGCCAACCUGCACAUCAAGCUUGCUGACUUCGGCCUCAGCUGCCGAAUCACUGAGGGCCAACAGCUGGACACGUUUUGCGGGACACCCCAGUACUGUGCCCCGGAAAUGUUCCUGCACAAAAGCUACGAUGGCUUCAAGGCUGACGUUUGGAGCCUAGGGGUGAUCCUGUACACAAUGCUGAUGGGGUCGCUGCCCUUUCAUGGCAAGAACCAGCAGGAGCUGGGGGCCUGUGUGCUGCGUGGGCGGUACCUGCUUCCAGGCCACAUCAGUUCCGCGCUUCAAGAACUCUUGAGAAAACUACUGAGCUUGAACCCCAAUGAGAGGCCCACAGUGCAAGAAAUCAGGGGCCACUGGUGGCUUGGCUGGGGUGCAGAAGAGCCUGAAAUAACUGAUGUGGAACCCCUGAGCUCUGCCCAGGACCCUGAAACCCAGGAAGACCUGGCGGGCCUGGACUUGGAUCCAGGGUACGGAGAAGAGGCCCUGUCUGGCAGCCACUGUGAUGCCACCUUGUACACCACACUGCUCUCCCAGAAGGACUACCCCCGGGUGAAGCCCACACCUCUGGCUGAACUCUCCUCUGCCAGCAUUGAUGUGUGCAGCCCCCAUGUGCUCCAGCCCCAGGGGAAGACCCCUGUUAGCCUGCGCCCCUCCUCCCAGCCCCCACUGUCCCAGGGCAACCAAGAGGGGAAGCUGCAGGCCUAUAGCAGAGCCCCCAUACCUGACCCUGCCCAGUGUGGCCAGCUGCAGCUUCUGAGCCCUGGACCAGGCCCUGGGGCUGCCCCCUGUGCCCUGAGCCCUAGGAGCCCUGAGGGCCACUUGGCAGAAGGGGGCCACCCCCAGGGAGUGGCAGAGCAAGAAGCUGUCCCAAGGGAGCAGCCAGGGCUGGAGGCUGGAACACCAGCCCCUGCCGGAGAUGGGAGCCAAGCCCACCGGAGUGUGGGCAGGAGGCUGGUUGAGUUCCUCCUGCGGGUGUGUUGCAUUCUACCAACCUCAGAGGCAGGCCCUGGGACCCCCAAGGGAAAAGGGGCUCCCCGGUAGCCUCCUGCAGGAGUAUCCUCAGGAGAGGGUCCCUCCCAGCACAGCGGCCUGAAGGAUGUUCCCUUCAGCCUUUGUGAAUGAUUGCCAUGAAUAAAAAUCCUAA
Ochotona princeps (American pika) is the source of this 2019-nucleotide messenger RNA. Its product is annotated as serine/threonine-protein kinase MARK2-like. Gene Ontology annotation, cellular component: cytoplasm. The record is from RefSeq and is a predicted model, not a curated record. Gene Ontology annotation, biological process: protein phosphorylation; microtubule cytoskeleton organization; intracellular signal transduction. Gene Ontology annotation, molecular function: protein serine/threonine kinase activity; ATP binding; tau-protein kinase activity. The transcript has 4 exons. Bases 435 to 1916 code for a protein of 493 amino acids. Lineage: Eukaryota; Metazoa; Chordata; Mammalia; Lagomorpha; Ochotonidae.